Molecule: messenger RNA, 910 nt
Organism: Aegilops tauschii subsp. strangulata
Lineage: Eukaryota; Viridiplantae; Streptophyta; Magnoliopsida; Poales; Poaceae
Molecular function (GO): iron ion binding
Source: RefSeq, a predicted model, not a curated record
GCCCUCACCUCCUCCACUCCACUAGGCAGCAAAGGAAAAGUGCGAUGCUUCCAGCACCAACGGUCCAACCACCGACUCUUAUCCCCUCGAUUCUUCCUCUCCAGGCAUCCCCACCCCUCCUCCUACAGUGCUUUCCGGCGUGCAUUGCAUCGCUCUCGAUCAGUAGCUCUUGGCAGAUCGUGCGUCGAUCAGCCGUUGCCUCCACGGGCUAGGCCGUAAAGAAGAAUCCGGGAGAGAGCUGCAGCAAUGGCACUGCAGAUGCAGGCCCCGUCGCUGACGCGCGCGCCGGCGGGGAGCCCCGCGCGGCUCCGGUCGGCGUUCUGCGCGCCGCCGCUGCUUGUGCGGGUCCGGCUGCCAGCGCCGGGCAGGGCGAGGUCCGCGGCGGCGGCGCGGAUCACGAUGCGGUUCGGCCGCGUUGAGACGAAGCAGGCCUACAUCUGCCGGGACUGCGGGUACAUAUACAAGGACAAGACCCCGUUUGAGAAGCUGUCCGAUGACUACUACUGCCCUGUCUGUGCCGCUCCCAAGAGAAGAUUCAGGCCUUACGAACCACCGGUGGCCAAGAACGCCAACGCCACUGAUGCCCGGAAGGCGAGGAAGGAGCAGCUCAAAAAGGACGAGACCGUGGGGAAAGCUUUGCCUAUUGGUAUCGCAGUUGGAAUCGUUGCAUUGGCGGCCCUGUUCUUCUACCUGAACAGUGUCUACUAGAUGAAGACAAAAAAAGAAAGAAAGUGAAAAAGGGAAUGCUUCAUGUGAUGGAAAGAACUAAAGACUGUUUUACGGUUCUUUUUACCUCUGUAUACAUGGGUGGUCAUAUAGAUUAUAGAGCAUGUUUGGCUGGUCCAAAACUAGACAUACUAAAAUCUUGGAUGGCAUACUAUAAUAUUUUGACUUCUGUUCGGUUGUUUUU